AUGGCGGGGGUGAACCUGACUGAAGAGAGCGCUCGUAUCCUGGCCACCAACUCUGAGCUGGUGGGAACACACAUCCGCUCCUGUAAAGAUGAGGCCUUCCUACACCCGGGCCUGUUACACAGACGCAUCCUGGAGACAGGUACGGCCAGUACACUACUACAGUACAUUAUAGUACACGAUGACACCCUCACUAGAGAAACCUCUAAAUACUACCCAUAUAGUGUAUGAUAAUGAGGCCUUGUUCACAGCAAUAGAACAAUAUAAGUUGCAUACACAGUAAGUCUUUAAAGUCAUUAAAUUAUAGAGAAUUGAAGUGGAGUCAUGUACUGUAUCAUUGUCUUCACGGUUAGCAUUAUCGCCAGUUCCAUAAUAACAAUUCCAUAAUCAUAAUCAUCAAGUGUUGCCAAUGACGCUGAUCUUCAUUUUUAUCAUAGUGAUUAUUAUCUUCAGAUUUAUCUUGAAUUUAUUCAUUUGCUUCUGAACAUGUGUACCAAACAGAAUCAUGUUCCUUCAAACUUGUGCUGGUUUAGAAAAUAUAGGCCAGACCCCUGUCUGUGUGUGUGAUGAAAUCUAUCUGUUAGCUUUGUGUUUUCUUUCAUUCUCCUUGUUGUUUCUGCAUCUGUACUGUCAUCACUAAAGACAGACAGUUUGAUACUUCCCCUGAUGGGAUGUUGCAGGCCAGGUCGGAGCAGACCCUCCUUUCUGGCCUCCCUCAUUUUAAACUUGGUGCACUUAACAGUUCUUUCACCUCCUUUAAUGAAUUCUUCAGUGGCUGUCUGAACUUACUAGACCCCAGGCCCUGACAUAAAUACUUUAUAGGGCUGUCUUUUGAAGGCUGCUUGUCAGAUUGUCCUGUGGACUGAAGGAAGAGAGUUCAGAGUUACAAGACUUGAUUUUGUUCUUCUUCUGUCUUUUGAUUGGAGCUCCACAUACAGAUACUGUCCUAUUUGCGAAUGUGAGUUGACACACGGACCAGUGGAAUCAGCCUCUGUUUAUAUUAGAAUUUAUUUGAGGGUUUACCAUGUGAUAGACUAGUAUCUACAAUGUAGUGGCCUCUUGUUAGGCAUAUUCAAUGGUGGCACUGGUAAAUGGCACUUUGUUACACUUCAGGCCUUUUUGCACUGUGUCGGAAAUGUCUAAGCCUAAUGUGUGAAAGUGCAAUUCAAUAAUAUUACCAUAAACAACUAAGUCUUGAAUACACGUUGCAUUAAAAAUCACACAGUAGAAUAGAAUUCAAACACAACGGGGAGUUUUAGUGCUUAGACGUUUCUUCUUGUUUUACCUCAAUUAAGUAUCCAAGGUGACGGUGGCAAUGAGGCCCAGAGGUCAUGUGCUGUUAUACGGUACCUUGGUGAGGUUGUUAUCCCGUCGCCUUGGGGAAGAGGGGGUUAAAAAUGUAAAUCUUGCUCUGGAGGCUUGGUGCUGUGCGGGGGUGGGUGGGUGGGAGGCCAUGGCGCCCCCUGCUGGGGAAGUGGCACUUGGGCGGCUUUGUUGUGUCAGUGAUGGGCUGUGGAGAACUCUCAGCUGGCAGCAGAACCAAGGGAGGCUCCCCAGCCUGCCAACUCGGCUCAAUCAGAGGCUAGUGGGGACGUGGUCCUCCUCACACAGUGGUACACAGCCCUGGCUCACCCCUCUGCUUCAUGCUGCCUUCUCUGCUCUCUGCUGCCUCCACUGGACAGGGAGAUGUACAGCGGGGCAGGGUAGAUUCAGACCCAGUGAGGACCAGGGAACCCUGUGUAUUUCAGAAUGUCCACACAGAUUGGGAGGAGAGGAGCUUGUUUCUCUCUCCCUGUUUCUUUCAUUCAUUCUUUCUUUCUUUCUCAUUUUUUCUCUUUCUGUCUUCCCAUAUCUCUCUCUCCUCUCACCCCCCUCCUCUCUUUCUAUCUCUCUUCUCUCUCCAAAUCGUUCUUCAGGCUUGUCCUUGAGCCGUGGGCCGGUUUCAUUUGUGAAACUGCAAACAGCAACUCCCUCCUGACUCCCAGGGCCUAGAACAUACGCACAGCUGGAGUUCUCUAGAAUCUCAAAGUAAAUGAUAGUGCACUGGUACCUCAGAGGUCCAAUUCUGCAGAGACACAUACACAAGCACGCAACUCCAAAGAGACUCACUCGUGUUCAGUGCAGAAAGUUCACUUUUCUCUUUUUAAGGGCAGAUGACAAUAGUAAAAAAUAAAGCCUGUUAAGGUGGUUGGAAACGAACACUAAAGCAAUUCAAUGCUGUUUAGACUCUCCUAUAGUCCUAAGCCAGGUGCUGGUGUGGACUAAGUUACAAAUUGAGGAAUGUAUUUCUUUCAUAGAGAACUUGGCUUUCUUUGUCUCGGUCCCUUAAAGAUCUAAUUUUGUAGGAGAGUGGAAGCCUUUAGUAUUUUACCUUUUGACAUCGCUUACGACCCAGAGAAAAUGUUUUUGUAUUUUCACACUAAUUAUCAGGCUUAUACGGAUCUCGAUCCUUUCAAGAUGUUAGACCGGGAAAAGGUGUAUGUACAGUACGGCUGAUUUAAAAAAUUGGUGUCGUUUACUUAAAAGUGUACCAGAGAGAACAUUCUGCAUAUUAAAAAGGAAGAAAAACAGAUCCUAACCUCCUAAACUGUUUACUGCCAGGAAACUAGUCUAAAUGAUCCUUUAAAGUUAAGGUUGGCCAAUGUUGUUUACAGCUACACACGAAAGACUGCAGAGUAAGAGCCUGGUAAUUCAUACUUGGACACUAUUCUGAACAUGGCACUAGAACUGUGAAACGUCUAGAAAGAGAUUCAUCAUAAUGAAACAAAUACCUUUUUCACACUAUUGUCCUGACCUAAACCAAACUGUCCUGGCUCAGAUGUUUUUCUUUGUCCUUUUUAACAUGGUUCCAGCAACUAUGGUGGAUGUGUAACCAGGCCAGCUCAUUACAGCUUGGUUUGGUUCGGCUCAGCUUGGUUCAGUAGUAUGAAAAGCCUUUUCGGACUAGGAUUUGGGGAGAUCAGCGUAUAUUAAUGUUGGAGUCCUUCUGUCUGUGUGUGACCCUCAGCUAAGAGGUUUGGAGUGUCAGAGGUACCUUUGGAGGCUGUCACCUUCAUCUCCCACGCCACCCAGUCCCGACUUCGCACUGUGCUAGAGAAGGUCUCCUCCAUCGCACAGCACAGGAUGGAUGGCUGUAAAGUAAGUAGUCGUGCCAGAGACAGACAUACCUAUGAGGAGGUGGGCGCUUUUUACACUUAAGUGAUAAACACGAUAGCAUAGUUUCCACAGAAACAUAUUUUUCAAAACUUUGAAAAAUACCUGAUAGAUCUUUUUCAGGCCUCUGUCUGACACACCAACAUUGGUGACAUAAACAUUUAGCCUUGAAUAUAGCAAUGUAACCACAUUUAAUUGGUUUACAAUAAAGUCAAUUCAAUUCUGCUCCUUGUAAAAGAAUGAAAGCAAAAAACAUAGCAACUUUGAAAAGCUGUUUUCCUGUGUGUAUGUGAGGCAGAGGAGCGGUGGGGUGGUGGUGCUACAGCUGUCCCUGUCUUGUUUUGCCUUUUUUGCGGUUUGUAAAUGAGGCGUGUUAGAAGCGUGAAGUCUCCUCGUCUCUGUGAAGCCACUCUGUUGACAUCAGCGAAAAAACCAACCGGGCGGGCGGCCUGGAAGAGAGCGCACAACUGAGUUACGGAAGAGGAGAGGAGUGCAGGCUCAGCUCUGAACAAAGGCGGGAGGAAGGAUGAGAGAGUGGUGACAAGCCCUCAGAUGUCACUCCACUCUGUGCUCUGCUCUGCACCCAGCUCCUCACAUCGCCACAGAGAGAGAGAUAGAGUGAGAGAAACUGAUAAAGGGUGUUGGGGGAGAACAGAGAGACAGACAACACACAGGGAAUAAACAAUUGUCAUAUUAACUUUUUGAUGACCCACAAACUUUGUUUUCCUUCUGAAACUUGUCUCAUCUUCCCGUCCUCCCAAGUGCAGAACAACAUAUUUAACACAACGAGAAGCGGUGAUGCAUGUAAACAAAGAAAAGUUGUGAUUAGUUAUCUAAACUGGUGGUUGAGCGAGACGAGGUGUCGAAAGUUGGAAUAGUAUGUUUAUCCAAACGUGUGGUUAAUAUGAGAUCUUCUAAGGAUCUUAAGUUAUUUUACAUCCACACUCGCUCUCUCUCUUUCUUUCUCCCCCUCUGUCUCUGCAGGAUGAGGAAUGGUAUGAGCAGUCGGCAGACGUGCGGUCGCAGCUAAAGUUCUUUGAGCAGCUGGAGAGGAUCGAGAAGCAGAGGAAGGAUGAACAGGAGAGAGAGAUCCUACUGAAAGCAGCUAAAGUAAGUCCUAGUCACCUUCUUGUUAUAAAGACAUAUAUCCCUUUUAGUUACAACCACACAGUCAAGGAAGUGUUUUCACAUUCAAACCUGAUCUUUAGCCCAAUUUAGCAAUACCCUGAAAUCUUACCAGUUUCAGUUAGCCCAUUUCCAAUCCUGCCCAAUGCACCAUGAAGGCCAGUGUAGGGACUGUAGCUCUGUUGCUGUGGUGUGUGUUACUAGUGUGUAAGGUAGUGUGUAAGGUAGUGUGUAAGGUAGUGUGUAAGGUAGUUUGUAAGGUAGUGUGUAAGGUAGUGUGUAGCUGUGCUGUGGUGUGUGUUACUAGUGUGUAAGGUAGUGUGUAAGGUAGUGUGUAGCUGUGCUGUGGUGUGUGUUCCUUGUCAGUGUCUAGGGCAGUGUGUUGUGUUCUCUGUUCCUGCCCAGGCCCAAGCUAACAGAUGAAACCGAGUGCGCCCUCCGUAGAGUGACCUCAGUGUGUCCUCCCGUCCCUCCCACCCCCUCGCUCUAGGGCUCCUUUGUCCUCUCAUUGUCCCCAAACACAACAAGCAGAGGAACCACUGUGGACCUCUAUACACUCCUCUGAUCUGAUCCUCCUCACAUACCCCCUGACACGCCCAGAGCUAAGAGCGUGUCGUUUCAGCCAUCUCAGUACUCAGGAGAACCAGCUUCAACAGUAGUGGGCUGGGGAGCCUCAGAGAGCCUUACAGAGUCUCAGAACGGAUGACUUGCAUCUAGGCAGUCUCUGCACACUCAUGUGUGUCAAUCCAUUCACACUGACUGGUCUAAACACUUCUUGCACACACUUAACUUGUAUAAGAUUGUAAAAUGACUUGUAUAAGUUCUCACAUACUUCAUACAAUUUAUCAAAGAAGACAAGUACAUAAUUCAUUAGACAUACAGUAUGAUGCAAAGGUUGAAAUACUGUCACCACCAAUAGAAUGUGUUUUGAAGUGAAAUGCCCACGGUGAAACAUUAGAGAGAAGCUUGGUUAAUUUAAUACAUUAUCGGGACCAUGUCCCAUAGUUGAUUGCAUUACCACCUCGCCGUGUUAACAGCAUUGUCAUGCAGGACAUUAGAAGCAGUCAGACUGAUGAACACUGACCUGCCUUCCCUCUGUUAGAGUUGGUAGGAAACUACUGCCGACAGCAAAGCUGUUAAGCACCAAGCUUUAUUUUGUUAUUUUGAAAAAUAUGUCAUUUACAUUGACAUUUAGUCAUUUAGCAGACGCUCUUAUCCAGAGCGACUUACAGUUAGUGAAUACAUAUUUUUUUUUUUAUACUGGCCCCCCGUGGGAAUCGAACCCACAACCCUGGCAUUGCAAACGCAAUGCUCUAUCAACUGAGCUACAUCCCUGCUGGCCAUUCCCUCCCCUACCCUGGACCAAUUGUGCGCCGCCCAUGAGUCUCCCGGUCGCGGCCGGCUGCGACAGAGCCUGGAUUCGAACCAGGAUCUCUAGUGGCACAGUUAGCACUGCGAUGCAGUGCCUUAGACCACUGCGCCACUCAGGAGGCUAGCGGCCUAACUAUACGUGUCUUUAGAAGGACUAUAUGACAAUACGUUUUACUGGACAUCAGUUUAUCACACCUAAAAAAAUCUAACUAAUAUGCAAUAUGUGUUGUCUGGGCUCAAUAUUAUGUCAUAGGAUGGUUUUGUGGCAUAUUAAUUAAUCUGACGCUUGUCUUGUCUAAUAAAUCCCAUUGUGAUCCCAUUUUCACUAUACACCUCCUACAGUAUAUUUCUGUGUCUACCUGCUGUAUUCAAACAGUAGUGCAGGUAGAUCCAGCAUCCAGCCACUGUACUGUUAUGCACCCUUUGUUAUCUCCUGUCCCCUUCCCUUUCUAGAGAGAGAGCUCAUAAUGAGCUGACAGAGGAGAUGUAAAGCAUGUCAGUGGCACCAUGGCCCUUUGUAAACAGUCCAUCUGUGUCCCUGUUUUCUCCCCCCAGACUGGCUCCCUUUAUAAUUUGACCUCUUAAAUAAGAACCUACUAAAAUAAUCACCUCCUCCACUCCCACUCCUCCGUCCAUUUAAAAUAUGACUCAAGUCUUCAGGGAUGCUCCGGCCGACUGGAGGGCAAAUGCAUUAGUUUUAGUUGAGAUACCGACCAGUAGGUGAAACGCCUGAUAUAUUUAAAGCCAAUUAGCAAGGAGUAGGGCAAGACGACUGCCUCUGUUCAUGAGAUAGUGAGGGAAGGAGGGAGGGAGGGAGCCAGGGCACGGGUAGCUACACUCUUGCUUUCCAGCACCACUGAAGGCAAAUAGCGUGUGAUUGCUUAUAGUAGAAGAGCAUCACAUUCAGAGAUAUUAAUGAAGUAGUCUCUAACACCACCGGGAUGACCAUGCUCUUAGAGAGCCAAUGUUAAAGACACAUUGGACCGUUACUAGUCAUAUCCCUAACCUUCAUUCAAGCUAAAUGAAUUGAUGCUAGUUAAACAGGAAGUACAUUUUUUAUAGAAUUAUUCCCAUUGCUAUGGCACUGUUGGCUGCCUGUAUUACCAUAGCAUAGACGAAGACCCACGGGUCAAAACGUUGUACAAUAAAUCUGCGAGAGCAUUCAACAGUGUAUCUAUCUUUCUUUCAUAGAUUGAUAGGAAAUGUACAUAGCCUCUCUGAUAGCUACAGUAGGCUAGUACUGUGAUAGUGUGGUGAUCUGGCAGGGUGCCACUAACAGUGAGCCUUUAGAAGAGUCCCUGUAUGGUUAAUUAGAAGCCCUGUGGUUAACAUCUCACACAGACAGGUACAAGCAGCACAGGCAGCUCAGCUCUCACUGACUAAUUACAGUGGAGCUCCAGUACUGUGGACUCUGGUCCUGACUCUAGAGAGAUACGCAUACACACACACACACACACACACACAAACACACACGCAGCAGUGGCACCGGAAACAAAAGAGGGACAGACAGACAGAGUGCCAGUGCCUGUGACUUUCUGAGUUUGAGCACAUUCUCCCAGCCCUGGCUCGCACAGAAUUUUUAAUAACCUCCUUUGAUUAGAAUCUCCCUCCAGCAGCUUAUUUACGGCGGGAUUUGGCGCAGGUUUAAAGGGCACUGGCCCCAGGCGCUCAAUUGCACUUCUAUGAAUCCGAAUACGAUGUCCUUGACACCUUGUAUCCUGUUCCCAUUUUGUACUAUUUUUGUGCUGGCUGCAACAGAUGAGGGGGUCCUUAAACCAGCUGUUAACCUGUGUUCCCCCCCCCCCCCCCCCUCCUUAACUCUGCAGAGUCGCUCCAGGCAAGAGGACCCAGAGCAGGCUCGGCUGAAACAGAAAGCUAAGGAGGUAAGCGCUGUGCUGGAGAUCAUUACCCUUGACAUUUUCCCAAGACUUCAACAUAUAAUGUUUCAUGCCUCGCUACAUAUGUAAUUCCAUUUAAAGGUCUGACUUAAAAAGUUGUAGGAAUUAUUUGUGCUGAUUGAUGUCCGCCUCGUUUGGAAAAGUGGUUUCUAUAGAACAGAGACACCACACCAAAUAUCCUAUUUCUCCUCUCUCUCUCUUUUCUGGCUCCCGAUAACAUUUUGGAGACUGCUGUUCAUUGUGCAUGGCUCUUUCAAAGAGAUAGAUUGGGGGAGCCUAUUGGUGUUGUGAGUACAGGUUUCAUAUUCACCAUAGCACUUUCCGUAGAGCCAUUUGCAUUGUAAAGGCUGAUAGAAAUAGGUUUACUGUCCCAGUUAUAUAUACAUUUUAGUUCAAAACAAUGAAAUGGCUUUGGCACUGUAGGUGUACAAAUGGGAAAUUUCGAAAAAAGUAGCAAGCGACUGUGCUUAUUUGUUAAAUUGAGUUGUUUUAGUCCCCCAAUUUUAUAAAUAAAUAAAAACGUAUAUAUGGUGAUCAUGUGACUCCCCAGUGGAUAAAAAAAAUAAAAGUAGACCACUCUUCUUCUUUGCGGUUUGUUAACUUAGUUAAAUAGUUUGGAUACGCUGGAAGUUGGUAUGUGUUUAUGUUAAUCGAAACCUGAUGUACUGAAGUAUGUUGAAACCAGAAGAGCAAAUAAUGACUUGUGAUUAUUGAAAGGAAGAGUAGGAGCAACAACACUGUACACCUGCAGUGUCUUCAGAAAGUAUUCAUACCCCUUGACUUAUUCCACAUUUUGUUCUUACAGCCUGAAUUCAAAAUGGAUUAAAUAGAUUUUUUUUCUCAUCCAUCUACACGCCAAGGUAGUGGGUUCGAUCCCCGGGACCACCCAUACACAAAAAUGUAUGCACGCAUGACUGUAAGUCGCUUUGGAUAAAAGCGUCUGCUAAAUGGCAUAUUAUUUUAUUUAUUAUUUACACACAAUACCCAAUAAUAACACACAAUACACAAUACACAAUACCCAAUGCAAAUGUAUUGAAAAUUAAAUACAGAAAUAUCUCAUUUACAUAAGUAUUCACACCCAUGAGUCAAUACAUUGUAGAAGCACCUUUCGCAGCGAUUACAGCUGUGAGUCUUUCUGGGUAAGUCUCUAAGAGCUUUCCACACCUGGAUUGUGCAACAUUUUCUCAUUAUUAUUUUCAAAAUUCUUCAAGCUCUGUCAAAUUGGUUAUCGAUCAUUGCUAGAGAACCAUUUUCAAGUCUUGCCAUAUAUUUUCAAGUAUAUUUAAGUCAAAACUUUAACUCGGCCACUCAUUCACUGUCUUAUUGGUAAGCAACUCUAGUGUAUAUUUGGCCUUGUGUUUUACAUUAUUGUCCUGCUGAAAGGUGAAUUCGUCUCCCAGUGUUUGGUGGAAAGCAAACUGAAGCAGGUUUUCUCCUAGGAUGUUGCCUGUGCUUAACUCCAUUUCAUUUUCUUUCAAAAGUUAGUUGAUUUUCCAAUGUUUUAUCACUAUGCUUUCAACCAUCUAAAAACACAAGCAAAUUCCAAUGGAAAAACUUAUUUUUGGUUUAGUUGUUAGCCAAAUGUACAGUAUAUCACUGCGCUUUCAACCAUUUAAAACCACAGCAAAGUUCAAAAGGGAAUACAAUGUCAGAUAUUUUGUUUUGUAUUAAUAUAACAGAUGAAUGUGUUAUCACUGUGCUUCAUUUAAUAGCAGAACCAACCGACAUGGACUGCAGUUGAGAUUACAUAAAACAUGGUGCAAGUGAUCAAUGCCGUUUCGAGAUGUUGCGCAGAUUAUUACAGCAAUUGUAAAGAUCUCCACAAACCUGUGACGACAUAUGCAUGCCAUGCUAUUUUCAGGUCUUGCCAUAGAUUUUCAAGUAGAUUUAAGUCAAAACAUUAACUCGGCCACUCAUUCACUGUCGUCUUGGUAAGCACCUCCAGUGUAGAUUUGGCCUUGUGUUUAGGUUAUUGUCCUGCUGAAAGGUGAAUUCAUCUCCCAGUGUCUGGUGGAAAGCAGACUGAACCAGGUUUUUCCUCUAGGAUUUUGCCUGUGCUUAGCGCCAUUUCAUUUAUUUUUUGUCCUGAAAAACUCACCAGUCUUUAACCAUUACGAACAUACCCAUAAAAUGAUGCAGCCACCACUAUGCUUGAAAAUAUGGAGAGUGGUACUCAGAAAUGUGUUGUAUUGGAUUUGCCCCAAACAUAACAUUUUGUAUUCAGGACAAAAAGUUAAUUGCUUUGCCACAUUUUUUGCAGUAUUACUUUAGUGCCUUGUUGCAAACAGGAUGCAUGUUUUGGAAUAUUUGUAUUAUGUACAGGCUUCCUUCUUUUCACUCUGUCAAUUAGGUUAGUAUUGAGGAGUAACUACAAUGUUGUUGAUUCAUUCCUCAGCUUUAUCCUAUCACAGACAUUAAACUCUGUAACUGUUUUAAAGUCACCAUUUGCCUCAUGGUGAAAUCCCUGAUCGGUUUCCUUCCUCUCUGGCAACUGAGUUAGGAAGGAAGCCUGUAUCUUUGUAGUGACUGGGUGUAUUGAUACACCAUCCAAAGUGUAAUUAAUAACUUCACCAUGCUCAAAGGGAUAUUCAAUGUCUGCUUUUUUAAUUUUUUUUGUUUCUUUGCUAGGCAUUGGAAAACCUCCCUGGUCUUUGUGGUUGAAUCUGUGUAUGAAAUGCACCGCUUGACUGAGGGACCUUACAGAUAAUUAUAAGUGUGAGGUACAGAGAUGAGGUAGUCAUUCCAAAAUCAUGUUAAACACUAUUAUUGCACAAAGAGUGAGUCCAUGCAAUGUUUACUCCUGAAUUUAUUUAGGCUUGCCAUAACGAAAGGGUUGAAUACUUAUUGACUCAAGACAUUUCAGCUUUUUAUUUUAAAUUAAUUUGUAAAAAAUUGUGAAAAACAUAAUUACACUUUCACAUUAUUAUUAUUAUUAUUAUUAUUAUUAUGGGGUAUCGUGUGUAGGUCAGUGACCAAAAAAAUUUCAAUUUAAUACAUUUUAAAUUUAGACUGUAACACAACAGAAUCUGGAAUAAGUCAAGGGGUGUGAAUACUUUCUGAAGGCACGGUAGACCAUGGUAGAUCUCUAGCAACAUAGAUCUGCUUAGCCACAUUCCAGUUCUAUGUCCAUACUGUAUACCACUUAGUAUGAAGCAAUGUAUUGGACAUGUAUUCCAAGUGGUAUGCUAUGGACAUUAGAAUGGUGAUAUUCUCUCCUCUCCACUCUACUCUCUGUAAAGAGAUCUUACACUACCACCACACCAGUGUGAGGUGAAGUGAUGCCUUUCCUUGGCUCUGUUCAUUCGUUUAGAACCUUGAGACUAGAUCUCAGCCUACCCAUAAGCCCUAGCUGCAUAUGCAAAUGAGGCAGUGUAAUAGGCUGUGCUGCGAUAGGUUCGCCCUGGGGCGGUGUGAUCAAAGUGGAUCUCCUCCCCGUUAAGUGGCAGGCCGCUCAUCAUCUGGAUGGGGCCAGAUUAUCUCCUGAGAAAGAAACGCGGGACUCGCACGUUCUCAUUUUCAUUUUAGAAUUUUAAGAAGGAGCAGAGGGGGGGGGGGUUGAAACUGUUACUUUAUGUAAUGUUCAGUGCGACAGUCAGGGACAACACCACUACAGGGGGAGUAUUUUUUCUAGGUUUUUUCAUCCCCCUCUUCUCUCUUUUUUUGCUUAAUGGUCGUCGUUUCUCAGUCCCGUGCCUCUCUGGUUUUCAUCACCUGACUGGCUCAAGGGGACAGAGCUAGCUGUUUGUGUCACCGUGGUUACUGCAGAGGGAGUCUGUCGGUGGCGGCUCCUCGUUCAGCACAUCUGCACAAAUUUCAUCAGGAUAAUGAGGCUGAGCUGCUCUUCCAGGCGACGGACGGACGGGUGGAGAAUCCUGCCAACUCGCUCUCCGAAAAUCAUUUUCAAUGACAGUGUUAUAUACCUGCUACAAGAAAUGUGUGUUGAAAUUGAGUUGGCGCAUGAUUUGUUUUGUAAAGGCAGGUGUGGUGUAUUGGGAAGGGAGCAGUGAGGAGGUGUUGGGGAACUUUAUUGAGGCGCUUACAGGUGAAUUACAUCCAGUCAGAGUGGGCUGAUAGAGUUUGUAUGAUAGAGACAUAUACUCUGGUAGUGUGAUGGCAGACUUGGCCACAUGUGGCCUCUAUCGAACCUCUCCAGUUUCCACCUCAACCUAAUCCAUCGCCCUGCCCCCCUCAGCCCCCCUCAGCCCUCAGUACCGCCCAGGCAGAUAGCAAAAUGCAUAAAGCCAAACGUGUGUAGCGCCCCUGUUUCCUCCAUUCAGAAACAUUCGCCCAAAAGGUCAGAUGGGCUAUUUUAGAAAUGCCCCCAGUGAAAAUCAAUGGCCAAAACAAGUAUUCCUUUCUUGUUUGGUCUGGUCUGUGUGCUCUGUCUGAAAUCCCACUGAGGCAGGAGGCGAGGCAGUGCCUAAUCAUCAGGUCCUCUCAGCACUGAGAGAGGGGUGGGGGGAGAGUGGACCAGGCCUACAUACAUCACAGUGUCAGACACACAGACACACUGCGGCCAUAGAUUCAUCAUCAGAACUCCGUCUGGAGGCAGGGAGAGGAGAGAGGAGAUAGGAGAGAGGAGAGGAGAGGAAAGGGGAAGAAUCUCUCUGGUCUAAACUCAUCAUCCCCCAGGACCUCACAUCCCACUGGGCACAUCGUAAUUUCAAUGUGGAUAACUUGGUAAUAUUUGGUUGAGACGUUGAUCAAUGAGAUUACAACCUAUAUUCACCCACUCAAAAAGACAGCCAAAAGUUAGUUGAAUUUCCAAUGUGUUAUCACUAUGCUUUCAACCAUCUAAAAGCACAACCAAAUUCCAAUGGAAAAACAAUGUCUUAUUUUUAGUUUUUAGUAUAUCACUGCGCUUUCAACCAUUUAAAAGCACAGCAAAGUUCAAAAGGGAAUACAAUGUCAGAUAUUUUGUUUUGUAUUAAUAAUUUACAACAGAUUAAUGUGUUAUCACUGUGCUUCAUCUAAUAGCAGAACCAAACAACCUGGACUGCAGUUGAAAUUACUUUAAAAAGACAUGGUGCAAGUGAUCAGUGCCGUUUGAGAUGUUGCGCAGAUUAUUACAGCAACUGUAAAGAUCUCCACAAACCUGCGACGACCUAUGCAUGCCAUGCAAUCUUGACCAUGCAUGCUUUUUAUUAAUACAUAAGAAGACAUUUUUAGUUACAGUAACCUCAAAAUGUGGCCAUGGAUGUGUUCCUCAUUUUAAAGUUUAAUGUUACAUUAGUUUGUAAGAUAGCCUUAUCUUUAGGCUAUUUAAUGUAUUACAACAGUAAUAUUGAAUUUUGUUUGGUUGACAACGCAACCAAAUAUCAACAUUUGGAGGAGAUGUAUCUACUGCUUGGGUAGUUCCAUCUGUGCCACCGGCUUAAUCCCAUUCUUUAACUUUUAUUUUUGGUUGAGUUGGAGACGUGAAUCCAACAUACUGUAUCAUUUGUUAACUUGUGGACAAGUUAAUAGGCUAAAUGUAUUGUAUUUCAGAAGGGAUAUUGAAAUGUGUUUGGUUGUCAUUGCAACCAAAUAUCAACAUUUGAAUGAGAUUUAUCUUCUGCUUGGAUAGUUCCAUCUCUGUGCCACUGACGUAGUCUGGCUUUAAUUCCAGUUUGUCUACAAAUUAAUAAUUGAUAUGUUGGAUUCACGUCUCCAUCUCAACCAAAAAUCAAAGUGAAAGAAAAGGACUAAAUCAAAUCAAACUUUAAAUGUACUUUAAAUAAUAAUAAUAGUGGUGCAGUGGCGAGUGGCGCAGUGGUCUAAGGCACUGCAUCGCAGUGCUAGCUGUGCCACUAGAGAUCCUGGUUCGCAUCCAGGCUCUGUCGUAGCCGGCCGCGACCAGGAGACCCAUGGGAUGGCGCACAAUUGGCCCAGCGUCGUCCAGGGUAGGGGAGGGAAGGGCCGGCAGGGAUGUAGCUCAGUUGGUAGAGCAUGGUGUUUGCAACGCCAGGGUUGUGGGUUCGAUUCCCACGGGGGGUAUGAAAAAAUUAAUAAAAAUAUAACAAAUAAAAAAAAAUAUUGGCCCAGCGUCGUCCAGGGUAGGGGAGGGAAGUGCUGGCAGGGAUGUAGCUCAGUCGGUAGAGCAUGGUGUUUGCAACGCCAGUGUUGUGGGUUCGAUUCCCACGGGGGGUAUGAAAAAAAAAAUAAUAAUUAAAAUAAAAUGAAUGCACUCACUAACUGUAAGUCGCUCUGGAUAAGAGCGUCUGCUAAAUGGCUAAAAUUUAAUAAUAAUAAUAAUAAUAUGCCAUUUAGCAGACGCUUUUAUCCAAAGCGACUUACAGUCAUGUGUGCAUACAUUUUUACGUAUGGAUGGUCCCGGGGAUCGAACCCACUACCCUGGCGUUACAAGCGCCAUGCUCUACCCAUGGGCGGAGCACAAUUGGUCCAGCGUGGUCCAAGGUAGGGGAGGGUUUGGCCGGCAGGGAUGUGGGUUCGUUUCCCACGGGGGGCCAGUAUGAAAAAAUAUAUAUAUAAAAAUAUAAAAUACAUGUAUGCAUUCACUAACUGUAAGUCGCUCUGGAUAAGAGCAUCUGCUAAAUGACUAAAAUGUCUACCAAUUGAGUCCUAUUCUAUAACUGAUUUGGUCACAUUUAAUUUGCUCUGUUAAUGACUUCGAUAGCAACAGUGAAUCGAUUUUGUUUUUAAGUGGAGAUCUCUCAACAAUCAUUCUCACGAUAGUACAUUGGUAAUAGUCAGUGACAAAUAUCAAAGUUUAUCAGUGCUGGGCUUGGUUAAAACCCUGGAUGGGAGACCAAAGGGUACCUGUAGAUAGAUACAUUCUCCAGUAGGAGGUGCUACCCAGCCUAUAUUUUUCUGAUAGUGGAUAUAACGUUGAAGAUCUGACGUAGUUUUAAAGGUACAAAUUCAACAUAUUUUAUACAAGAUUUGUCUAUGUUGCAAUUUGGUUACCAUAAUAACAUAAUCCUGUGGUUGAAAUUUUACCCUCAAAAUAAGAGUUGAUGACUUUUUUCAAAUUCAAUAUAUUUCCACGUAGAUUCCAGGUCACAAUGCGUUGACAAAUUAAGUUAAAACAAUGUUGAUUCAACCAGUUUGUUCCCAGUGGGAUGGUUCUGGCUGUGAGAACACAACUGAGAGGUCGCUCAGCUCUUUAGCCUAUGAUUGGUUGGGAGGAGUCGGUCAAACGACUGUCAGCUGAUUGGGGUAAAUGGUUUCCCUAGAAUUCGUUGCCUUUGUAAGGACAGGCUUUUAUUUUGAUGUUGGCCUUAUCCUCCUAAUUUCAUUCUCGAUCAAACCAGCUAAGAAAUGCGGGUCAUUGAUGUUUCGGGCCAUGGCUUCAGAAUCUAAUUUGUCGAAAACCAUAAAUAAUGAAUGGUAAAUGUGUUAUUGGAAAAGCCCAAUUAUAUUUUAUACACCACAUGCAAUGCCAAGGCUGAGCGCAAAGCUUUUUGCUUCAGGUUUCCCACUAAAAGAAACAUUUAGAUCAUUGAAAUAUUUGGAAAAUGGGUUACAGACUUAUCACAGCUUGGUACAGCUACGAUAAACUUCCUGGAAAAAUAGGAAUUGAAAGUGGUGAACUUUGGCAUCGUCAGAUGACAUGUUGAUGCGGAGGAAUAUCAGGGGAUGGACAGUUGGACACAGAAGCCUGUCUUUUGUUCCUUCCUCAAACACACCUGAUUUAAAUAAUCAACUAAUCAUGGUCUUCAGUCUGGACAUGAUUAGCUAAAGCAGGUGUGUUACUGCAGGGCUGGAAUGAAAGCCUGCACAUCCAAUUGCUAUCCAAGACUGGAGCUUGACAUAAUGAUGAUCCUCCACAAGAAUUGAACAUAGCCUGUUUAUUUAGAGGCAUAUCACUAUACAGUUUAUGUGUCUUUGACUAUAAGGACUGUCAGUGAGACUGUUGUUAAGACAGCUCUUGGUUGCUCUGAAUGACACCCCCAUAUCAUCAUCACGAGCAGGGCCGGUUCCAGGCCAGAGGGGGGCUGAGGGGGUGAGAUGUGGGAGCCCCUGUCUUCCCUUCCCCUCUCUUCUCAUCCAGCCAGUCGGAUCUGUGUCCUUGCAGCGUUGCUCUACUUUAGCUCAGAGUGAUUCCAGACCCGUGUGAAACUGAGAGCUGUCCAAUGGGAAUCUCUCUGCUUUUUGUUCGAAUAAUUUUCCUCAAAUAUUUUUCCUCCUCGGGCGUUCAGAGGGAGUUUUUUCUUGCCUCGUUUGCACACCAGGAUUGA
Coregonus sp. 'balchen' is the source of this 15724-nucleotide messenger RNA. The record is from the annotation of a GenBank genome assembly. Lineage: Eukaryota; Metazoa; Chordata; Actinopteri; Salmoniformes; Salmonidae.